UUGGCCACCAUAUUGUGGAAAACAGAAGGAGAAGCCCCAAAUUGCAACAACAUAUUCUGUUACAACCUGGUAGAAACCGCACUCUUAUCGCAUUAAGAAGAAAAUUUGAUGGCAGGGAAAUGUCCUUGAACUAACGGCGUUUGCUUUCGUUUUAUCGACGAGUGUCGAUAGGCUUAAGACGUUAGUUUAGCUACACAGCUAAUAGUAGCUCCCGUCAGCAUCGGGUCAGCUGCAGGAGGUAAGGCAGGAUCCGAGCUGGAAAAGAAAGGCCAGGAAACAUCGUCCAGGCAGCUUGGUGGACAUUGGUGGACUCUGACCUGUUCCUCACCUCCAGCUUCCUAUCCCUCACCACACUGCCAUGGACCAAGACUACGAGAGACGGCUGCUACGGCAGAUCAACAUCCAGAAUGAGAAUGCCAGCCCUGUGAAAGUGACGGAGGUGAUGCGGACGCUGACUCCCAGCAGCUCACCCAUGUCCUCCCCCAGCAAGCAUGGAGACCGCUUUAUCCCGUCCCGCGCUGGGGCCAACUGGAGCAUCAACUUCCACAGGAUCAACGAGAAUGAGAAGUCACCCAGUCAGAACAGGAAGACGAAGGAUGCCACAUCUGACACAAGCAAAGCGGACGGGCUGGCGUACUCUGCCCUGCUGAAGAACGAGCUGCUAGGCGCCGGCAUUGAGAAGGUGCAGGACCCACAGACGGAGGACCGCCGGCUGCAGCCGUCCACCCCCGAGAGGAGGAGUCUGUUCAGUUACUCUCUCAGCGCAAAGCGGGCCACUCCUGAUGAUGGCAACUCUGUCUCUCCUUACUCCCUGUCCCCCGUCAGCAGCAAGAGUCAAAAACUGUUGAGGUCGCCCCGGAAACCAACACGCAAAAUCUCCAAGAUUCCCUUCAAGGUUCUGGAUGCUCCAGAGCUGCAGGAUGACUUCUACCUGAACCUGGUGGACUGGUCUUCUCUGAAUGUGCUGAGUGUGGGCCUGGGUACCUGCGUCUACCUAUGGAGUGCUUGCACCAGCCAGGUGACGCGGCUGUGUGACCUCUCGGUGGAAGGGGACUCGGUCACGUCAGUGGGCUGGUCUGAAAGAGGGAACCUGGUGGCCGUGGGGACUCACAAAGGCUUUGUGCAGAUCUGGGAUGCAGCUGCUGGCAAGAAGCUGUCCACUCUGGAGGGACACACAGCCAGAGUGGGUGCGCUGGCGUGGAACGCUGACCAGCUGUCCUCCGGCAGUCGCGACCGCAUGAUUCUGCAGAGGGACAUCCGCACCCCCCCCCUACAGUCCGAGCGCCGGCUGCAGGGCCACCGGCAGGAAGUGUGCGGCCUCAAGUGGAGCACUGACCACCAGCUGCUGGCGUCCGGGGGCAACGACAACAAGCUGCUGGUGUGGAACCACUCCAGCGUGCUGCCUGUGCAGCAGUACACAGAGCACCUGGCGGCGGUGAAGGCCAUCGCCUGGUCCCCCCACCAGCACGGGCUGCUGGCGUCGGGAGGCGGCACGGCCGACCGCUGCAUCCGCUUCUGGAACACGCUGACAGGCCAGCCACUGCAGUGCACCGACACCGGCUCCCAGGUGUGCAACCUGGCCUGGUCCAAACACACCAACGAGCUGGUCAGCACUCACGGCUAUUCCCAGAACCAGAUCCUGGUGUGGAAGUACCCCUCGCUCACACAGGUGGCCAAGCUGACCGGCCACUCCUACAGGGUGUUGUACUUGGCCAUGUCUCCCGAUGGGGAGGCCAUUGUCACCGGGGCUGGAGACGAAACACUGCGAUUCUGGAAUGUAUUCAGCAAAACGCGAUCAACAAAGGAGUCGGUAUCUGUUUUGAACCUGUUUACCAGAAUACGGUAAUGCUGAAGGGCCAGUCUGGCCUGCUUCUGUAAACUGUAAAGAGGGAAACAAUGACUUCAUCAUUCAGCCCAACAUCGUCUGAACCUCCAGAGGGUUUGGGCAGCCAUCCUGUCUCCCAGCAUUGCCUUCUCAUGAAGAGGAAGAGACAAAGCCAAGACGUUCUUCCUCAUUCUGUUUGUUUACAAAGGGACGUGAUUUUUUGGGACUGCCAAAUAGACGUUUGAGUGUCUUUGUCUUCAUGAAUGUGUACAGUUCAGUUGUAAUUGUUUUUUUUUUCCUGUGUGCAGUGUGUUGUAUCAGUGGUGUGCAGUCACAAACUGUUAACAGCCUUAAAGUGGAAACCAAUGACAUUUAACCAUAGAACUUGAAAGAAAAUAAUGGCAGCACCAUUUUAGUUAUUGACUUGCAGUUUUUAUUUACCAGACAAAGUUGUUUUAAUUUAUAAAAUAAGGCAAAAGGAAGGAGCAUGAUAAUCAGUGAAAUUAUGGUCGAAUAUCGCAGAAUAUUUAUUUUUAAAUUGGGAUAAAACUCAGAAUUGCUUUUUCAAUAUUGAGUAGUCUAAUUGAGGCAAAGAAAUUGUACCAUGCUUUCUGUCAAACAAAUCAUUUUUUAAAUACAUGCCUGCAAUUGUAAUGGUUUAAAAGCUGUUCACUUUUGAACCAGGGUGUGGAUUAGAGGAAUGCAGGUAUUGGCUUUAUAAUAUUGUUAAUACUCUGCUCUCUAGUACAGGUUUUAAACAGCUGAUACUUCAGGAUCAGGGUGAUGUUCAUUUCCAUUUGAAAUGACACUGGUUUGAUCGUUUUCCUCCUGCUGAAUUUGGCCGGGCGUGGCUGUGCUGAGUGCCAUGCUCCCCUGCCAGUUCCACUCGCUGCGUUGUACUGUACUGCUGCAUUCAGUAACUGACAUUAUUAUUGGUGAAAGAAGUUUUGGAAGUGUGCUGUGAAUGGGACAGCUAAUGCUGCCUUCCAUGAUUGAAACUGAGCAGAGGGAAGAGAUCCAUGUGGCUGGAGAGCAGACCAUACAAUCAGGCUGAAAGUGGAUUCUUUGCAGAAGAUUGUAGUGUUAAGAUUGUAUUUGCAAAUUUACAAAUUGCUGAGUAUGAGAAUUGAUAUUUUCCCAUAUUUAACUUGCAUUGAGAUGCCCUGAAAGGUGAUUUUCACUAAGCUCUUCUCAGCCCCACAGUCUCGCUGUAGUGCAUUUGUGCUCUUUGGUUGAAGUCAUCUUAUCCGUGGCACUUCUGUAAUCUCUUAAAAUUUCUCAAGGCAGGAAUUGUUGAAGAGAAACAAUCUGAUUUUCCCCUCUGUUCCAUUUGAGAAUACUCUGCUUGCCUGUUUUAUAAGUAUUGUGUUGAAUGACUUUCUGUACCAUUAGAGUGAAUGUUAUUUAUUUCAGUUGUGGGACAAUGUUAUGACAGUGUUGAGUGAAAAUUUCUACACGCUGAAUGGCGGAUGACCUGUUGUUUGUAUGUUGUUUUUAUAAUUACUUCUUUUCAAUCAUCCAAGAUCAUAACUGCCAACUUGAAAAGCUUAAAGAAUGUAAAAAGUUAAUCAAAGAAUUUAUUUACUGAAGAUACUGAAUAAAUUCUGAUUUG
Messenger RNA from Megalops cyprinoides (Indo-Pacific tarpon), 3437 nucleotides. Its product is annotated as fizzy-related protein homolog. The transcript has 14 exons. Gene Ontology annotation, cellular component: anaphase-promoting complex. Bases 359 to 1846 code for a protein of 495 amino acids. Gene Ontology annotation, molecular function: anaphase-promoting complex binding; ubiquitin ligase activator activity; protein binding. The record is from RefSeq and is a predicted model, not a curated record. Lineage: Eukaryota; Metazoa; Chordata; Actinopteri; Elopiformes; Megalopidae. Gene Ontology annotation, biological process: positive regulation of anaphase-promoting complex-dependent catabolic process; positive regulation of ubiquitin protein ligase activity; anaphase-promoting complex-dependent catabolic process.